AAGCCCUAUUCACUCAACUCAUGAUCAAAAGGGGGUGGACUGUUCCUUUAACUUAUCUUAGGAAACUGACGGCUGCUGGGAGAAAAUGAAACCGAAAGGAGAGGAGAAGUAAUAUAAUUAGUUAUUUGCACUGAGCAAGAAACAGAGUGAAGAGCGAGGGACCUGGAACAGAGCCACCCAGCGUUACCGCUCAGCACCCACCCUAUCUAUUGCCUCAACAUCCCAGGGGGAUCCCAUCCCUGGCCUGGACUCCUACAGGUUCUUCUAGAAGAUCUCCCUCGGCCCCAGAGAAUGAAAUGUGAGGAGUGCGGCCACGAGCCCAAAGAAUCGGCGCCAAAUUUCUGCAGUAAUUGUUCCCAUCCCUUGGUUCCUGCUGCCGCCACUGUGGGGGUUCAAAGCAGAUCAGAAAAUGAAGGAACCAAACCAGCUGUUGCUUUGGAGGCCAAAUCAGAGCCUGAAGAAGCCCCAAUCAUGGAGAUCUCCAGCCCUGCUGUCCCGGACACCAGUAAGAAGAGGAAAAGGAGUUCCGGAAAUCAAAGAGAAGAACCGAGUAAACCCCGCCCACCUAACGGGGGGAACCUUGUGACAGGCGGAGCCACGCGACUUGGGGAUCCAGCAGAUCUGAUUUCUGUCUACUUCCAUGUCCUCGUUUCCAAAGACUUUAAACUCAGUCCAGAAGAAGCCGUGAUAGUGAGAGCCGGCAGGAUGGAAGGGUACACAGACUGGAAGGACACGGUGUGCCACUUGGAUUGUUCGGGGGACUACAAGGAUAAUCUGCUGUAUGAAGGCCGCACUGAGAUUUCCAAGAAGAACCUGGAUAAAAACAUUCCAUACAAGUACGUCAUUUGUCAUGGAAAGAAAGAGGAAUAUGAGUACAUUUACAAGAGUGACAGUAAAGAUGGCGUCAUUGUGAAUCGCUGCCUCUACAUUCCAUCAAACCUUAUCAACCAGAGAGAAUGGCACCAAUAUGACGGUAUGUGUAUGAAGAAAGACAAAGGAUACAUUAGUUCAAUGUUUAAAUACUUGAUAGGAUGGAACAAGUCUAUCUUGGAAGGGAAGAAAACGGCAGGAAAUAUCAUGUUGGAUGGAAUCUUUAGUCUUCUCACUGCCUGUGACUCCAAGAACUUGUCGAGUUUUCUAAAUCAACUCCAUCAGCUUCAUUAUGUUUCAUCUCGCUCAAUGGUGUUUGAAGAUAAAGCCACAGCCUGGAAGUCUCAUGGGUUUGGAGAAGAGCUGAAUAGUCUAAUAAUGGAAAAGCUCUGCCAACAUUUCAUCAAUAAGAAUUUAGCGGCAGCAGAGGAUGCCAUUAUAAAAGACAGGCUGGUGGCUGGAUUGCUCUGCGCCAAACUGAUAGAAACCUACACACUUCCCGCUGACAAGGAUUCCCUUGUAAAGAUCUGCAGGCUCCUCUCUUUGGAGCAGAUGAUUAAUAAAAAACAGCCCUUCCAACUAGAAGAACUGAGAAGAGUCUUCUCAUUAUCAGAGGGAAUUGAACGUUCCCUGAAACAAUUCUGCCUCAGAUGCAUUGAUAGUGAAAUUAAAGACUGGGUUGAUAUACUGCCUGUUUAUCACGCAUUAAAUGCUCCGGCUAAUGCAGAGGAUUCCACACAACUGAAGCCAGAAGAAAACUGGGCAGGUUUGGACGGACUCCCAUAUCAAACAUUUGUGAUAUCGUCUCCGUUUUACAACAGUAAUGUCCUUACACACAUGAGGCGGGAGGAGAGUUUGCAGCCGGCAGGCAGAACCUUGCUCAGAUCUUGGCUGUGCCUUGUCCCACUGGAGAACCUGUUGAUGUUUUUGGAGAAAAUUCCCACCGAUUUCCGAGAUGCUUUUACCGCCUCCUGGUACAAGAUUCAAAAUCGAUCCUCGAGUAGCAAAAAUGAGCAUAUCAACAAUGUUCUAGACAAACUUUUGAAAAUGGCAGAAGAACUGGAUCAGAGGUCACUACAGGAGGAAUCGUCAUACUUGUGUGAUCUCACUUUAAAGCUUCACCAUUUAAUCUGCACUCAAAAGGGGCUGAAUAGAAACACUGAGCUCCAGGUCCUGUCUCUCAAGAUCACGUUAAAGCUUCUUGGAGCCGCGGAGAAACAGGCGAGUGAGCCGACUGAAGAGGAUGAGACCAGUUCCUGUGGGGGGCAGAGCAGUUUACACAAAGCUGUUGAGAUGACUAAAAAAUGGCUACAGGACGUCUAUGGACAUAAAUUUAAACGUUAUGGAUAUUCAACAUUGAAGGAAGAGCUUGAGGUCUGGAAUAGUCUUCUAAAGAUUCAUGAAGCAGAGGCUCACAAGUGGAAAGAACUGCUCCUCUUAGACCUGGCCAGAAAAAUCAAUCAGGAAAUUCCUUUGGAACAAAUAAAAAUCUACUGCAGAGAAUACUCUCUGCUACAAGACCUUCAUAUCUCCAUAAAGGAAUGCUUUGAGGAAUGCGCCAUUAAAGCUGUUUCAAAAUGUCACGACAGUGUUCUAAACCAAAUCCAAAUAGACAAUGUACAAACUGUUAGCAAGCUGGUAGCCACAAUAAUAAGGCAUUUCUGGCCAAGAGAUGAGAAGGGAAACCCAACUGAAAACCAUCAAGAGAUUUUGAAGCACAUGUUGCACUGGAAGGAUUUCAUUUGUAUAUUCAAACUCUACGAUCCUACCCAACCAAUGACCUCUCAGUUUGAAGAAGAGACAGGAAAGCUUGUUUCCCUGUCAGGUUCAGUUGUUACUGACACUGUUCGUAGCCUACUACACGGAGAUAUUCUAUAUGACCACCUUACAUUGGUUCUGGGCAGUAAGAAUCAGUUCUUGGACAUAUGCAGACUGAGAUUAAGCAGAGGAGGCACCACUAAGAUGGAGGAUGUUAAGAAGGUUCUGGACUGGAGGAACGAAGAACUAAAACAAGUGAAUGCGAAGAGAACCUGGUUGGAGAACUUGCUAAAUAUGUGCCACAACGUCAACAAGUCCAUCCGAGUGAACACUGAAGACAUUCAAAAAAUUCUUUCUGUGAAUCUGGAAUCACGAAGGUUAAGUGAUUUAUUAGCAGUUAAGACAGUGGGUGCUGCUGGACCUCCUCAAGACAAGGCGCCACUGUUUAACAGUCUCAGUUCCCCUUUAAUGUCAAUGGCCGAGAGUCUCCAUACCCAUGGACAAAACCAUGUUUUCCUCACUUUAUGGAACGAGACCAUCGAUUCCCUCCCAUUGGCUCAUCACCCUGACCAGAGUUUAGGAAAUGAAGAUCGGGAACUUGCUCUGUAUGAAAUGCUGGACUCCGUGUUCACUCCAUGUCUUGAUAAAUACACCAAGAUCUACAAGGACAUCAAGUCUGAAAAAGUGUCAUUUGAAGCUUUGGACAAAUUCUUGAACAUGUUUAGAAAUGGCUACAGAGCCCUGCAUAGUCAGCUACAAACCUUAUGCCAGUUGGAUCCAAAGGAUAAUGGUUCGUGGGUCAAUGGGCGAAUAAAGAAGAUCGAGCAGUACCAUCGGCUUUGUGAGGCCUUCGAAUCAGCCCAGAUUAUUGCUGAUGUGAAAAAUUACUGGAAACUUUCGGGAGAUUUCAAGACCCUGGAGACUCUGCACCAGUUUGGUCUUAGGUUCAACGAUUACAAGCAAAGCCCUUUAGCUUUCAUCACUGAAGGCAUUGUAAAGACAACAGAAGCUCUUCGUGAGAUAACGAAAGAACGCGCCGAGGCACUAAAGGAGGUUUUAAUGAGAAAGGAAUUUAUAAAGUGGGUCCAAAACUCACUGAAAGAUGUCAAUGAGCUGAAGGUGUUUGUGGAUCUGGCCUCCAUUUCUGCUGGUGAGAAUGACAUGGAUGUUGACCGCGUUGCUCAGUUCCAUGAUGCAGUUUUGGGCUACGCCCCCAUUUUGUAUGAACUCAAAACAGAAUUUGGAUUCAGUGAAUUAAUGUUGUGCUUGCAAAAACUCUGGAAAGCCCUGGAAAGUGACCCAAAUCUGCACAAAAAGCUGAGGGACUCUGCCCGUCACCUAGAGUGGCUGAAAACUGUAAAGGAAAGUCAUGGAUCUGUGGAACUCUCCUCGCUAUCUCUGGCUUCUGUUAUAAACCAAAGAGGCGUCUACAUCAUUCAAGAACCCCAAGACAACCAGAAGAUUACCCCAGACAGUGUCCUGAGACUAGAACUGCCCGAUGAAGAUCAGGAACAGCACCAGGUUCGCACCUAUAAUCUAGAAGAACUGAAGGAGCUGUUGAGCAAGCUCAUGCUUAUGUCUGGCAAAGGGGAGCAGGGCAAUGCUGAAGUUGAGAAGUUUUCGGAGAUGUUCUCCAAUGUUCAGAGACUUGUCAAGGCCUACAUUGACCUCUGCUUGUCUGGAGACAUUCUAUUCAAGACAUUGGAGGCCACUAUUUGUUGUUUAGAUGACAGUAACAUUGAAAUUAGGAUGGAAUUCAAAGCAACAGCUAUUGGGCGGGUAGAAGCAUUGGGAAAUAUUUCUGAACUGCUUCCCAAAAUCUGCCAAACAAUGGAAGACUUAUUAGAAAAAAGGCAAGUUUUUAUGGAUGAAAAACGGUUUCUCCAUUAUUUCUUAAAUUACUACACAGCAGAGCAGCUGGUCUUCCUUAGCCAGCAGAUUCAGAAGCCUGAUGUUAGUGAAGAGCUGCUUGUUAUGUUAUCUUUUAUCAAGCCCGAGUGUACAAAAGCUGAUACCCAGGAUGCUUUAUUGGCUGCACGGAGGAAAGGUUCAUUAAAGCUUGUGACUUCUAAAAAUUCUGCUUUGAUUGACUUUAAAAAAUCGACUGAUGUGCAAGAGAAACUACAGAUUGCUUGGAAAUACUCCAUGGACUGCAUGAACAAUUUGUUUCCGGGAUGCCUGGAUAUAGAUACACUUGGAAUGUGCUUAACUGAACUGGCAAAAAAGGAAAGGAGGCCAGUGACCAGAAGUCUCCAUCCCAGUCUGAAGCCUGGAUGUCCCAAUUUGGUACUCUGUGCAUCAUCAGAGAUUCUACCUUCGGCUCUGGCUGUAUAUAUGCAGAAUCUAAACCAGCCACUUCCAUCUUACGAUGAAGUGCUUCUCUGCUCACCUCAAACUACUUACGAGGAGGUGGCAUUAUUUUUGAGAAGAUGCUUCACACCGGGCUACAGCGGGAAGAAGAUUUACAGUUUGCUGUAUGCAGACGAGCUUAGCUACGAUACAGCCUAUAGAGCUGAACAGCUGUUUUACCAACUGCAAGCAAGAAACGGCCUCGACUACUACCUUGCCAUCAUCUGCAACCGGCAGAGAGAUCAUUCCUAUAUACCAUCUACCUUUAGCCAAUACAAAGUGCAAGUUAUCCCUCAAAAACAUUUUCUGGAAGUUCAAAAAUACUUAUUGCAGCAUUUUACUAUCGGACCAAAUGAAGUCUCAGCUGCCUCAGUAUUUAAAAGAGGUGUGAGUGUCGGAAUAGUGACCUCCAAACGGGCAGGAGUUGGAAAGUCGCUCUAUGUAAAGAGACUAUAUGAAAAGCUGAAAUUGGAAUUUCCGAAUGAAAAGCCUCUACGCAAAAUCAUCCGAUUGUUUGAGCCCCAAGUGGAUGAGAACAAAGUUCUGCAGAAGCUUCUUCCAAUUCUAAACAAGGAACACAAAAACAUUCCCAUAAUAUUUCAUAUCGACGUCGCUUCUUCUGUUAAAAGUGGAAUUUCACAAUUUCUGUUCAAACUUUUGAUUCUCCGAUAUCUAAAAGAUGAGAAGGGGAGAAUGUGGAAGCGCCAGGCUUGUCAGCUUUACCUUAUUGAGAUCUUAGAAUCUUCUUGUGAAAUUUCUGAGAAACAGAGGAGACCUGCACCUCAAGUGAUGCAGAACAUUUUUAUGGACUUUUUCCCUAAAAUAUCCUGCUGUUCUCCAAAUGAGGUGCUGACGAAAAUCAUGGAAAAUCAGACUGGACAAAAUGAAGAUCCGGGAAUGGACAAGAAGGAAUUUGAGAGUGAAUGUUUUCAGCGGCCUUUUCAGUAUUUGAUACGUUACCAAGGGAAACAAAGUCUGGAUACAUUUAAAUACACGGAAGGUUCAGUAGAAGGAAAUGAGGCAAGAUGUUUGCAGUUGUUCCUUUUGCACUGUGGGGUUAUGGACCCAUCAUGGGCAGAACUUCGGAACUUUGCAUGGUUCUUAAACCUUCAGUUGAAAGAUAGUGAGAAUUCUGUGUUCUGCCAGCCGGAAAUGGUUGCAGAUGGAUUCAAAAAUUUUGUUGUUGACCUCAUGAUAUUGAUGGCAAAAGAUUUUGCAACCCCUUCAUUACAGAUUACAGAUGAAAGUCCAGGCAGACAAACUUAUGAAGACGACUGUGAAAAUAGAGACCUUUCUCCAUUCCAGAUACGUAAGAAAUGGGAGUCGGAGCCACACCCCUACAUUUUCUUCAAUGAUGACCAUGUGACCAUGACAUUUAUUGGUUUCCAUUUGUGUCUAAACAGCACUGGGAAUGUUGAUGCUAUCAACCCUAGAGAUAAAAGCAUUAUAAAGAAAAAUAUUAUGACGGGACAACUUUACCAAGAGUUACAGAUUCAGAGAGUUCCCUUCAAUAUCGACUUUGAUACCCUACCGAGGGAGGAGAAGAUUAUUAUCUUAUCCAGAGUUUUGGGAAUAAAUAAACCACAGGAUCCAGAUGAAACGUAUGAGCUGACUAUGGAUAACACACUGAAGAUUCUGGCUGUUACAAUGAGGUUCCGAUGUGGAAUUCCGGUUGUCAUUAUGGGAGAAACAGGGUGUGGGAAAACCAGACUCAUCAAGUUUCUUUGCAAAUUAUGGAAAGGGACUCUGAAUGCAGAAAAUAUGAAACUUGUAAAGGUUCAUGGUGGUACAAGUGCUGAGAGUAUCUACAAAAAUGUGCUGGAGACACAAACCAUUGCCCUCGCUAACAAACAAAACAAAUGUGAUACAGUGCUGUUUUUUGAUGAAGCAAACACAACUCAAGCCAUAAGCAGUAUCAAAGAGGUCCUGUGCGACCACACUGCAGAUGGCAUGCCUUUAAUCGACAACUCGGGUCUACAAGUCAUCGCUGCAUGUAACCCCUACAGGAGGCACACAGAAGAAAUGAUCACCCGACUGGAAUCUGCUGGUUUAGGGUACAGAGUAAAAGCCGACGAAACUAAUGAACGACUUGGGUCCAUUCCGUUAAGACAGUUAGUUUAUCGUGUCCAUCCAUUGCCUCCGAGUAUAAUGCCGCUAGUUUGGGAUUUUGGCCAACUAAAUAAUGAAAGUGAAAAGAAAUACAUUCAACAGAUAGUACAGCAUUUGGCAAAUGAGAUCAGAAUGGAUCAGAGUGAUAUACAGCUAUUGACCAAUGUGCUUUCGGCUUCUCAGUUGUAUAUGAGAAAUAGAAGUGAUGAAUGCAGCUUUGUAAGCCUCCGAGAUGUUGAACGUUGUGUAGAAGUGUUUAAAUGGUUCUACCGCAAUAGUGACCUAUUGCAGGUGAAUAUGGAAAAGAUGCCUUCCAAACCACCUAAGAGGUAUGAAAUACAUAGUAAAAUUGCAUGGUCUCUUGUUCUGGCCAUUGGGGUAUGUUACCAUGCCUCAUUAGAGAAGAAAGAUGCUUACAGGAGGGCAAUUUGCCAAUAUUUUCCUCAACCGUACAGACAACAAACAAGGAUCCUAGAGGCAAUAACAGGUAUCCAGGACCUCUUCUUGGACUGUGUACACCUAAGAGGCAACAUUGCCAAGAAUCUUGCUUUGAAGGAAAAUCUAUUUAUGAUGGUGAUUUGCAUUGAACUCAGGAUCCCGUUAUUUCUUGUUGGGAAACCUGGAAGCUCGAAAUCCCUUUCAAAGACCAUAGUUGCUGAUGCUAUGCAAGGCCAAGCAUCGCACACAGAACUGUACAAGCAUCUUAAGCAAAUCCACCUUGUGUCUUUCCAAUGUAGUCCUCACUCAACUCCAGAAGGCAUAAUUGGAACUUUUAGGCACUGUGCCCGUUUCCAGAAAGACAAGAACCUACAUGAGUAUGCAUCUGUGGUGGUGCUAGAUGAAAUAGGGCUGGCAGAGGAUUCUCCCAAAAUGCCCUUGAAAACGUUGCACCCGUUGUUGGAAGAUGGUUGCAUAGAUGAUGAGACAUCACCUUACAAAAAAGUUGGCUUCAUAGGAAUUUCUAACUGGGCACUAGAUCCUGCAAAAAUGAAUAGAGGCAUAUUUGUAUCCCGUGGAGACCCUGAUCAGAAUGAGCUCAUUGAAAGUGCAAAGGGAAUCUGCUCAUCUGAUGACUUGAUCCUCAAGGAAAUUAAUCUUUUCAAAAGAUUUUCCGAUGCAUAUCUAACACUGUGUGAAAUGCAAGAUAAAGAAUUUUUUGGUUUGCGUGAUUUUUACAGUUUGAUAAAAAUGGUGUUUGCCCAUCAGAAGCACUCGAAAAACAAGCCAACGCCGCUUGAGAUUGCCACGGCAAUACUGAGGAAUUUCAGUGGGAAGGAUGACUUGGAUGUCUUGAGUUUUUUUAUGUCAAAUCAAAAAGCAAACACAUAUAGGGAGGAAAUAAAGAUAAUGGAUUUGGUAAUGGAGAACCUAAAAAAUGACAGUUAUGAUGUAGAGUCGCGAUACCUGCUGUUGUUAACUAGAAACUACGCAGCACUACAGAUUCUCCAGCAAACAUUGGCUAAAGAAAACCAACAUCCUGAGAUUAUCUUUGGGUCCAGCUUUCCAAAAGACCAAGAAUAUACUCAGAUCUGCCGAAACAUCAACCGUGUUAAAAUCUGUAUGGAAACAGGACAGACAGUUGUCCUUCUUAAUCUCCAAAAUCUUUACGAGAGUCUCUACGAUGCAUUAAAUCAAUAUUAUGUCUAUCUAGCUGGCCAGAAAUAUGUUGACUUGGGUCUAGGUACACAUCGAGUGAAAUGCAGGGUCCACCCACAGUUUAGACUGAUAGUCAUUGAAGAGAAAGAAAUUGUAUAUAGAGAAUUCCCAAUUCCUCUUAUUAACAGACUUGAGAAACAUUAUCUGGACCUUAACACAGUUCUAGAGAGGGGGCAAAGAGUAACUGUAAAGGAAUUGAAUGACUGGGUUCAAGAUUUCACUGCAGGAGACAGAGAUCAAGUUAUUGGGCAGAAACAGGACUAUCAACCUGCAGAUGUCCUCAUUGGUUACCACUCCGACACCUGUGCAUCAGUGUUGUUACAAAUAACAGGAAAACUGAAAGAAGAAUACUGUGAUAGUGACCUAGAAGUAGCAGAAGUGAAAGAGGAGGCAAAGGCUGCUUUGCUGAACUGUGCAACACCCGAUGCCGUCAUUCGACUGGGCAGAAACGAGUUGGUCGAUGAGUACUUCAACAAACAGAAGCAUGGGUCUCUAGUUGACUUUGUUAAGAGCCACAUUCAUUCAGGAUCCAAACAUCAAACUGUAUUUACAGAGAUCACCACAUUCUCACGACUUUUGAUGUCAACCGACAAAAGGAUUUUGGAAGCCGAAACAAAGGACGACGUAGAAAGUGUGGAGGUUCUGUCAUUGCAACAGUUUGAUACGGAACAUUCUUUCCUGAAAAAAAUCAAGAGUUUUCUCAACGGAUCCACUGGCAAUAAAAUACUGAUCAUACAGACAGACUUCGAGGAUGGAUCUCAAGGAGCCCAUUUAGUUGCUUCAGCCAAGUACUGCACUGUAAAUGAAAUAAACAGCUUCAAGAAAGCCAACCUUGAGAAGACUUCAACCUUCGUCUACUUUAUAACUAAACUUCCCAGGGUACAAGGGGGGUCAUCCUAUGUGGGAUUCCAUGGAGGACUUUGGCAAUCUGUUCAUAUUGAUGACUUAAGGGAACCAAGUGACAAGUUGCCAGAUGUUACUGCCCUUCAAAAUACAACAAUAAGCCAGUUAUUCUAUGGAGCUGAAUCACAAUUGAGAGAGACUGAUGAAAUGGAAGUUGACACAAACGUUAGUCAGGACACGAUGGAAGACAUGGAAUGUGACACCGACGCCAGUCAGGACAUUAGCGAUGAAAUAGAAUGUGACACAGGCGCCGGGCAGGACAUUAAGCAGAAGCAAAUACCAGAGGUGCUAAACACCACCUUUCUCAUUCGGAGCUGCGUUCAGAGCGCAGUGGGUAUGAUUACGGAUGAAGAGCACAUUCCGAGCCGCAGCACAAGGAGGAUUGAAAUACUAGUUAAUCUACUGAGCACUGAGGAUGAACUGAGAGCUUCCCUUCUACAAAUACUGAAAGUUCAUCUUUAUGAAACUCUGAAGAAUAAGGAAAAGGAUUCGUACAACCCAAAUGAGUGGCUCGUAAGGGCUGCCUUUAACCUUCAUGCACUACAGGAAGCCGGCACAUUCAGAUAUUCCCUUUGGAAACGUAUUCAAGCUGCCGUGACCCCAAUAUUCGCUCAUCUCAUUUGGCUGAUGGACUGCGAUGCCAACCUGGAGAUCCUGGUGAACCCACAAACUGAGGACUUUCUGAAAUCUUUAUGGAUAUACAUUUUCAAAAAUAAAAAUCUUCUAAAUAUUUCCAGCAGACUUGGUAAUAAUAGUUCGCAGACACUAAAGGCAACUAAUUACAUGAACCUGUUGUAUUGUGAGGGAAAUUCAGUUCCAUUCAGCUGGAGAAUUAAGGAUUAUCUGGAAGAAAUUUCAGCACAGUACAUCGAUAGCGUAGAAGGUCCCGAGAUGAAGUUUGUAAAUAUGUUUAGCAAAGAGCCUUUGGGACAGUAUAUAUGUAACAUGGAGGGAAAUGACCAACAAAAGCUGUUCCAGUGCUACAAACGAGACUUUUUGCUUCUGACUGUGAAUAUAUCCUCCAGGGAGGAACUCAAGUUUCUAGAAAUGUUGCUUUCCGCUUGUAUUGAUGAAUUUACAAGAAAUAAAGACGUGGAAGAGCUGACACUCCCAUGGGUGCAUCUCGCUUAUCACCAUUUUCAGCACAGGUUCCAGAUAUUCUCUAGGAUUGUAGCGAUCAGCCCAUCCGUUCUGGAGAGGAUGAACGAAGGAUUCGAAGAGAUGGAAGAGAUUCUAACCAAUCAGAUGGCUAUUGAUAUAUGGGCUGGAUUUGAAUGCUUAGACAUUUUGGAAGCCACCAUUCUGGACCCGAACCCUCAAGCAUGGUUGAAUGAAGUAAAAAACCUGCAGCUGCCAAUUGAACUCAUUUGCUCAGAAAAAUACUUAGAAGGGGGCAGUGACUGGUGCAUAGAAACAGUUGAGAAAAUAAGAACCCGGUGGCAUUGUAUCUAUGCCAUGGCAUUAUUUACAGAACAUGUCAUUUUGGAUGAGAAGCUGCAGAACCCAGAGACCCAGCAAAAACUGAAAGAGCAAACUAUUAUGUUUGGCCAGCGAAUCAAAGGCUUUCCUGACAUAAAGUCACUUGAUCCUUAUAAGGCAGUGAUUGAGGUUCUUCAGAGGAGCAGAGAGGCAGUAGCUGGAUCCCUUUCCAGGGAAGACAAUGUUCAGUUUCAGCAAAACUGCAAUGGAUUCUUCAUUGACAUUCUAUGUACUCGGUUCUUUGAAGGCAACUCUCCCCCAGACAAAGAAGUUGUCCAUCAGCUGCUUUCUUCUCUUUUCAUAACUGGUUCAGCUAAAGGCGCAGAUUCCCUCUCACCGUUUACUGGUGGAUAUCAUGAAAACCCCUCUGUCCGAUCCGUGAUCCUGAAGAUUCUACUCAAGUACAGCUAUGAAGAAACACUGAAAUCUAUUGAAGACCACUUGAUCAGAAGUCAGAGGAGCAAGAUGACCACGGCUGAGGACACCACUGAAAUACACACGCUUUUUAUCAACUGCCUUGAGGACUGUAUGUAUGAAAGAUUCCAAGCUCUGCGGGAGGAAGACAAAUUGCUUUACCUAAAAGACCAAGGUGAAUUUCUAGAAGACUUCCUGCAAAAUGGCCGCCAACCCAAUUCCCUGGAGACUGUGGUUGGGUUCCUACAAGAUCUUGCCAGGGUUAGGUUUGCCCUGAAUGCGGCUGCGGAACUGAUCUCUGAAACAGACAAUGAUGAGAAUGAGAAGAGGGAGUUUCUGCGACACGUACAGGAUUUAUGUGAGCGAUCGGCCAAUGACUGGUACCGAGUGUAUUUGAUCCGCAAACUCGGAAACGAAUCCGGAAGUGAAUACGUCCAAAAACUUAGUACAGAUGACAAAUUUCGAUGGUUAUUCCCACCUCGGGUCUUCGGGGCAAAGAAGGAAAGCGCUAACCAGCUCGACCGAUUUUUGGUGCAUAAGGACGGUUACAGGGACUUAAGAGAAGGUGUUGGAGAAACCGUUGUUUCAAGGAAGGAGGAAAGUCUUCAGCAAAGACUGGAGCGGAGUGAAAGUUCUGCCCAGGAACAAGCCGCUUACCUGCUCCUCGCCAUUUUCAGUGAAGUAACGAUGAGAUACAGAGACACAAGAACGGCCGAUAUUCAUUACGAUAAUUUGAGCAUUUUCAUUCAAAAUGCCAACAUUCUCCAGGAACAGUCUAUUCAGCAAUUUGCCCAAUCCCUGCUAAGGAACGGCCGGCCCUUAGCGAGAGUUGCUCCCGACAUGACAAGUUCUCAGUACGCCAUAGUGUCCCUGGCUGUACAUCUUGGCGCGGUGCUACUGAGCGGAGAUAAUGAUCUGUUUAAGCCGCUGAGGAAUUUGGCCUUUUCCCCUGAUAGAAUGCAGAAAUCGUACCUGCCGACUAUGCCAGAGGGCAUGCUGAGCAAAGCUAGACAAGUAGUGGGGAAUGGAGAACCGUUAACGUGGUAUGUCUGUGACAACAACCAUUAUGUUCCAGUUCCAGGAUGUGGGAUGCCGCAGAGCUACGCCCGGUGCCUGGAAUGUGGAAUUCAACUGGGGGGCACUGACCACAGAACAUUUAUAGGAAUGAGGAGGCUUGAUAACAGGCAGGACAUUGACGAGACAGGACAUAUUUUGGGGUCACCUGAAUAUCCAGUGUCAGUUGCAGCAGAAGACAGAGGCAUGACUCCACCUGUUUUUAACGUAUUGCGGCUGUUGACCCACCUGGCGAUAUUACUGGGGGCGGAACAAAAUCUAGAGAACGUGAGGACCCUCGUGAAACCAGGGGUGGGAGAUAUCGGGACGUUCCUUUUCCGGCAUCUAGAGAAAAACCUAGAACAAGUCAAGAACUCCCUUGGGGAAAGCGUGGAUAAUACGGCCACUGUCCUCCAUCUUGUUCUCUGCAGGAUGCUCACUAUUUCCAACAAUCAACCUGCCAACUCUCGUUCAUCUUUCGAUCAUACUCUGUCAACAAAGCAGGCGAGAAGCAACUGGGAGACAAAUAUGGCGGCAUCGGUCAUUGCUCCUGUCCUUGCGAAUUUAAACCAUGAACUCGGUGCCAUCAAUAAUUACAUUAGGAACGACGCGAGAAUAAGUUCCGACCCAAUAAUCAGAAUCAUAUAUGGGGGACUGUGGCGUAACAAUGACAUUGUGGCACUGCCAAUAGAUGGACUCAUUCCCUACCCCAAAAUAUGGAGCUGCAGGGCAAGAAUCACUGUUGGGCAUCUUCAGCAUUUGGUUCAGCAGAGGGAUGGGGGGAACAAUCUGCCAAUGCUGUCAACGUUUCUGGAGAACGAAAGUGAACUCCGCCUGGUUAAGUUCCUACCAGAAAUCCUAAACCUUCAGAAAGAGUUGGUGAAAAGAUUCCAGAAUUGCCGAGAUGUGAGCAACCAGACAAUUGGGGGCUUUUUAGCCAGCAUAACUGUUGAUGGCGCUCGACGUGUGUUUGAGAAGAGAAUACAAAUCUUCCUGUUUACAUGGAAUUGUCUAAGACAUUCUCUUCUUAUGAAAGGGGAAAUAAAACUCCCAGAAGAAGCCUGUGCCAAUGACCUUACCCCAGUGAGUGAUUUUGAUAUUCUGCUUCCUAGUCGGCAAGGACAGGGUCUCUGUGCCACAGCCUUGGUCAGCUAUCUCAUCGCUCUGCACAACAGCCUGGUUUAUGCUGUGAGGCGCUUCACCAGAGAUGAGCAGACAUACUCUAUUGGGGCAGCUGAAGUCAUGGACCUACAUGUGAUCAGUUAUGAGGUGGAAACAGAUCUGAUGCCGAUAAUUCUCUCCAACUGCCAACACAACACCCAGAGUGAUGGGAAAGCCUUAGAGGAGAUUGAUCUGCAAAGGAUCCAGCGUCAGAUCAUUAGCCGUUUUCUCCAAGGCAAACCUCGUAUUACCCUUGCGGGGCUGCCCACCAUUGUCCACUCCCAAGAUCGCAACUAUGAGAACAUAUUUAGAGAUGUGAGGGCCAAAGUCUUACAGGAACCUCUGACAAACUCAGUGAUAGAAAACAUAAGCAAAGAUCUGGAUUUGUACAGCGAUGUCUGCGAUGCGCUUCAAAUCAUUGAGACAAUGUUGGGGUUCUUAGCAACGUCUGGGGGCAAUCCAGAUCUCCCGCUGACCGCUUAUGUAGAAGAUGUCCUACAGAUGAAGGAUCAGAGCGAAGAGAACAUCCUGGAGGCGCUGAAGCAGUGUCAGUUGAAACACACAAUCUCACUAUGGCAGCUUCUCACCGCAUUACAGUCGGAGCAUCGCAUACACCUUAAAAACGAUCCAUUUGCAGAUCUGGAUGAAGGGUAUAAGCAGGAAUUAGAUGAGGAGAGCCAGAAGCUCCUGACUGCGUUCUUGGCGCAACAUGGACUCAAUGUCUUCCUUCUGGAAUUACAUGAAACGAUCAUCUUAAAGCUCAAGAAGCAACGGGGGGCCAAUGAUUUCCCACCUGCAUGGGGGUUAAGAGACGUUCUGGGCCCAUUGCUUGAUGGGAAAGAACAACCAUUCCCAGCGCUGGAGGAGGAUUUCCCAGAACAGAUCUGUUUGGCUCACUGUGCCGAGAGUUGGAAGGUGGCGGCCGCCAUGAAGUGGAAACGCCAUUGAUGCUCAAUGCUACUAGGGCGAGUAGCAUUAGAACCUGGAGUUUAAUUCUUAGAUUGAAAAGAUAUAGAAAAAAAUGUGUUUGAGUGACUGUUUCCCCUUUAAUUUGAAAUUUGAUAUGGAAGAUUU
This is a messenger RNA of Xenopus tropicalis (tropical clawed frog), 14826 nucleotides long. It is a transcript of the gene rnf213, whose product is annotated as ring finger protein 213. The record is from RefSeq and is a predicted model, not a curated record. Lineage: Eukaryota; Metazoa; Chordata; Amphibia; Anura; Pipidae. The transcript is spliced from 65 exons. Bases 292 to 14700 code for a protein of 4802 amino acids. Gene Ontology annotation, cellular component: cytosol. Gene Ontology annotation, molecular function: ATP hydrolysis activity; ubiquitin protein ligase activity; ubiquitin-protein transferase activity.